This is a messenger RNA of Parastagonospora nodorum SN15, 3024 nucleotides long. RefSeq lists its product as hypothetical. Lineage: Eukaryota; Fungi; Ascomycota; Dothideomycetes; Pleosporales; Phaeosphaeriaceae. The record is from RefSeq and is a predicted model, not a curated record. Bases 1 to 3024 code for a protein of 1007 amino acids. The transcript has 6 exons.
AUGUCGUCACAAAGGCAAGCCGUCGACAUAGAAAUGAGCGAGGCAGGCUCUGACUAUCCUCUCUUCGAUGAGUCCAUUGUGGCCAUCCAACACAACAUUUUGGAUGAACAUCUACACGUCUUCCGACAUGUUGACGCCUCGUCACUUCUAGACGAGCUGCGCAACAGCAUCGUCCGUGACAGUACGAGGGACAGGAGAAUCGCCGCACCCUCGCGAAAGCUGGCUCUCUUCGUGCAAACGUUUGCACCGUACUUCGACGUCCUCGGCAUAUGCACAAAAGUCAGACCAGAAUGGCCCGGUUGUUUCUGGGGACUUGUUCAUCUGCUCUACCAGGUGAUCAACAGCAAUGUACUUUUUUAUGAGAAAGUUGCAGACAUGUUCGAGGCCAUGGCGAGCAUAUUACCUCCCUACCAACAGAUCUACACGAUCUGUAAGCAGCGAUUGCACGGUGCCCAGAUCGACGCUGAGGACGAGCGCCUGGCUAUGCUCAUGUCUUAUGCAUUCUCGGAUCUAGUCAAGCUGUGCUUAGACAUUUAUCGCAUCUUCUUCCGAAGUGUAGAAAGUUCCGGAUCGCGUCAUCUGACGAACAUCUUCACAACGUCCACGCAAUGGCGACCAUUAGACUCACGUUUCGCACAGCUUGAGGUAAAAUUGACCCACCAUAGGCGAUGGCUGGAAAGGGAAACAGAAAGCCAUAUCCAGGAUUUCGCAGUAGUUGAACAUCGUCGACAGAAGUACUUGCGUUCUAUUCAUCGCCAGGAUGGAGAUGUACAUGCGACUGGAGAGCUUCUGGAACGUAGAAUGGCGAAGCGAUUGAGACGAGUAGAGCUUGUCUGUGACUGGAUCUCAAAUGGUGUACAAAAUCAACGUACAGACCCGUCUGCAAGGCGGACAGAGCACCGGGGUUCAUGCAAUUGGUUUCUGGAUCUGGAAAAGUAUCGCAAGUGGAAGAACAGGUACAUCAAAAGCCUUGCAAACAACACAAAUGCAUUACAAGACAACUGGCAUGAUCGAGUGCUGUUUGUGCAGGCUGAAGCGGGUUUUGGCAAGACCGUCGUCGCCGAUGCGGUCGUUGAUGAUCUAGGCGCAGAAGCUGAAGACCUCGAAAGCAGUAACGCGCCACCAUCUACAGCUUGUUUCCAUGUCAAAGUCACGCACCCAAGCUCAGUGCAUCCUGGCCAAAUCUUCCGUGAAAUAACACUCCAACUACUGUACAACCACCGUCAUAGCCACGCAACGCUCGAUGCUGUGUGUCUUUUGUUGCGGAAAACCUCAUUCCAGCAGACUGCGACCGCAAAAGACAUUCUUGACCUUCUUCUUGUCCUGCUGCGACAGCACCCAACGUUCGUUAUUGUUGAUGGGCUCGAGAGAUGCAUCGAUGAGAGAGGAUUUCUAUCAUCGCUAGCUCAGCUGUGCCAAAAAACUGAUGUACGAGUUAUCAUCUUCAGCAGGCCGGCGAUCGGAAUCCCUCUUGAAUAUCAAAAGUGGGCAUCUGAUGCACCGCAUAUUGUACCCCUCAAUUCUCAACAUACUGCAAAGUCAAAAGAGCUUUACAUGUCUCAGCAACUUGCCCAAAUGGCAGACCAAGGCUACUUCGGCAUUGAUAUGGACAGAGAAAUUCUACCGCAUGUUGCGCGACAGUCAAAUGGGACGUUCCUCUGGGCUACUCUGCUGCUAAAUUACGUCCAGUCUCCCGCUUUGUCACCGGAUGAACGACAGUCGAUUCUCUUGGACGCCCAUCUGUUGGAAGGCUUGGAAGCACUCUACAGCAGCAUUUUCGAGACUCUCAGGAACCAACCAGCGCAUGAGAAGCUCCUGGUAGCCGAUGUCAUACGGUGGCUUACGUUUCCUGUCCAUCGACUUUGUACAUCAGCACUGCGGAUGGCCCUGUCAGUCUCGAUCGACAUCUCAGAGUAUCACGACACAUUCCCUACCGAGCUUCUGGAAAUUCUUCCACGAAUCACCUGUGGACUAAUUGAAGUCUCUGAUGGCGGAGUGUCCUUCGUUCAUCCCUCAGUACGCGAAUAUCUCCAAGCUCCCGCUUCGAAAGGCUCCGAGUCUAGCUUAUGCGACGAAAGCAGCGUGCAUGCGCAUCUUGCAGCUCGCUGUCUAUCCUACCUGGCCCACGACAUACCACAGCGACCAUUGGGCGGCCUAUCACCAUACAUCCAACCCAUGAUGCCCACCAACUCAGCCGCCAGCUAUCGGACCACCAAAUCUGGCGAUAGCGGGUACAAGUCCAUCUCGUCCUCCGAUAGCGAACAUGCCCUUCCCCAACCAGCCAUGCAAUCCGAACACACCAACGCCAGCACAGCAAGUAUACGCACCGUGCCAUUCGACACGAACCUCCCUUUUCUCCGCUACGCAAGCUUGUGCUGGCCGAUCCAUCUCAGUCGAGCCCUGGCCCCAACCAAUACUCACCCAUACGUCAUACCCUGCCCCGGACCCUUCGAAGCUUUACCGUACAUCCCCACCCUAUCCGCCUUUCUAUCUUCCCGUCUCUCAGUAACUGCUUGGGUCGAAGCAUCGUUUCGAUAUAGUCUACCACCAACGCUUACGCGCCUUGUUGGUCCACUCGCUGAUCUGAGAGGCGAACUAUCGCCAGCGACAAUUGAAGGCGCCGAGUUGAGACUAGUUGUCAGCGAGCUUAAUGUUUUGGGCGAGAAGCUUAUGGAGUUGAAGAGAGGUUAUGCAACUAGUCUGAGGGAGAAUCCGAGUUUGAUUUGGCAGAUUGGGGAUGCGGUGGGAGAGGGAUAUUGGCCAGUUUGGGAUGCGAGUGUGGACGAAAUCAGCCUCACAGCAACAAGCAUCACCAAAAAGAAAAUCACCUCACCCCAAAAGCACAAUUUACAUCAGAAUCCAAUCACCACACUGCACAACUUCCAACUCCAUCCCCAAACUCUCGCUCGCGUACCCACCGCACAGACCCUCUCCCCUCCUCACGCAUCUCCUCGCCCCGUCCCCGCCGUCCAACUAAGCCGCCCAACUAAUCUGCGCCGCCGCGCGCCGCAUGCGGCAUCGUGA